Molecule: messenger RNA, 941 nt
Organism: Sebastes umbrosus (honeycomb rockfish)
Lineage: Eukaryota; Metazoa; Chordata; Actinopteri; Perciformes; Sebastidae
Gene: tcta
Product: T cell leukemia translocation altered
Exons: 3
Coding region: 157-462 (101 amino acids)
Source: RefSeq, a predicted model, not a curated record
UCCGGUUCUUCAACUGAUACACAAACAUGGUAACGGUAGAGAUGGCUGGUCUCUUCUCUUUUCUGUCUGUCAGACGCUAACGUUACCGAGCCUAAGCGAUGUGUUUAAUCCAUCGGAAGAACAGUUCACCGUAUUGAAGCUGACUAACCGGACACUAUGGAGGAGCCGUGGGACUUUGAGUUCUUGUCCCGCAUCGCUGACAGCUGCUUGUCCUUCCUCUCUGAGUUUGUUGACGACUGGCUCGCCAACGACAUGAGAGUCUCCAUAUUCAAGAUCCUGCUCAGCUGGUUGAUCUUUAGUCUGAUCGCUAUUCACUUUGCAUGGAAAGUCUACGGGAACACAGUCAACGACAUGUACUAUCGACAAGGGACUGGACAGAACGGAGGCACACCUGAUACAGCUCCUCACCUGAGUGGAUGGGAAAGCAAAGCGGGAGAAACCCCAAAGACUCAUCGAGAUUAACAGGACCAUGGUGUUGGACUUUAUCCUCCUGUGAUGAGACAUUGAAUGCACCCUCAAGUUUUGCUGAUAAUAAUAAAGCAUCUUCAGUGCAUUCAAGAUCGAUGCACCUUCUGACAAACUGCCCGGAGAAACAUCAGUUAUGCAUACAAACAGUGUCACACUGAUAUCCACUACAUCAACUACAUAGUGCUGCUGUGACAUUUUUAUUUUGGCUUAUUGUCAACAUUAAUCUGUUUGGCUGGUCAAUGGUCAACUUUUUUCAAGAGGCUUCAGUACUUAUGUGACAAAUGUUGAUGAGCAAAUUAAGGGUGCUUUUACUGUAUAAUACUGUGAUGAUAGCAGACUAAGUGCAGAUAUACAAUUUUCCAUUCUGACCAUGAGCAAAAUAACUGGACUUGAUAUGAAUGAUGUAUGGAAGGAACAAUAGACAGUAUUUUUUUUGAAGUGUGUUGGAAUACAGAUCCACGAAAAACAGUUCA